GUGCGCGAGGAUUUUAAAGCGUCGCCACAGCACUCGCACGAGCGUACGGUUUUUUAUUAUACCCCAGUGGAGCGUACCCAGCGACAAACAAAGAGGAGCCUUGUCAGCCAAGAUUUCUCAAGACGUAAAAAUGCUGGUGAAAUCAAACAGCGAGUAUGACUCCUUCCUCUACUGGAGACAGCCCAUCUCAGCCCCGGACCUGACCGAGCUUGAAGACCUGGGUGUGACCAACAGCAAGCCAACCAAGAAGAGCAAGAAGGCCACCAAGAAACAGAAUGCUGCCUUAGCCAAGCCAAGGAAGCAGCAAGAGGCACAGGAGGCUGAAUUGUCAGAGUACACCACCUUCAACUACUGGAGAGAGCCUAUCCCCAGCAUCGACCUCCUCGACUUCAACCUGCUUCUGUGAGAACCAUCCCCAUCUAAGCCUCCCAGUCAUAUGACCCUCCCUCUCCUCACACGGACCCCAUCUGGAUAAACAUGGAUUUUGUUAAGUUUCUGGUCCCAAGAAGAAGUACUGAAUCUGUAUUAGUCUGUACUGUGCAUUUUUGUUUAGGAACCCGCCCCUUUUAUUAAAAACAUUUUCACCUAAAAUGACAUACCCAAAUCUAACUGCCUGACCUGAAGCAAGGAUAUGCAUAUUCUUGAUGCCAUUUGAAGGGAAACACUUUAAAGUUUGUGGAAAUGUGAAAUUAAUGUAGGAGAAUAUAACAUAUUAGAUCUGGUAAAAGAUGGUACAAAAAAAUGCUUUUCUCUUUUUUUGUAUUUGAAAAGCAAGAGAAAGGCCAUAAUGCAUUAUUCCAGCCCAGGCACAAUUUAUAUUUUGGACUCUAUAUGGCAGCAGUGUAUGUGCAAAGUUAUAGACUGAUCUUAUGAAAAAUCGCAUAUCUGUUCAAAAUGUUGUAUCAAGACUGCCAAAAUGUGCCUAAUCAAGUUUAUAAUUGUGCACUCUCCUCAAACAAUAGCAUGGUAUUCUUUCACUGUAAUAGCUACUGUAAAUUGGACAGUGCAGUUAGAUGAACAAGAAUUUAAGCUUUCUGCCCAUAUCAGAUAUAUCUAUGUCCUGGUAUUUUUUUUUGUUACUUACAACCUCAUGCUAAUCAUAUUAGACUACUUAGCUCAACUAGGAGUGGCAGGGUAGCCUAGUGGUUAGAGUGUAACCGAAAGGUUGCAAGUCCAAUUCCCCGAGCUGACAAAGUACAAAUCUGUCGUUCUGCCUCUGAAAAAGGGGGGA
Molecule: messenger RNA, 1231 nt
Organism: Oncorhynchus masou masou (cherry salmon)
Lineage: Eukaryota; Metazoa; Chordata; Actinopteri; Salmoniformes; Salmonidae
Product: protein AF1q-like
Exons: 2
Coding region: 131-406 (91 amino acids)
Biological process (GO): positive regulation of DNA-templated transcription; apoptotic signaling pathway; positive regulation of mitochondrial depolarization
Cellular component (GO): cytosol; nucleoplasm
Source: RefSeq, a predicted model, not a curated record